UCAAUUUGGCAUAAUAUCACGUGACAUAGUAUAACAGGUUCCUAGUGUUCGUCCAUUUCUUACGAUCUUCCUUGAAAAAUGUCCACGAUGCUGAAAAAAAUCGAGAAAGUUAUUGAAAUUCUUGUGAUCGUCUGUUUAACAACUGUAUAUUGUUUUUGGAAUGGAGCACCGAUUAACACUUGUCUGUCGUCUGCAACAUUCCAUACGAAAGUUUUAAAUGAAACUCACAUGGGACAGUAUCUUCCAAUGAACAAUUCUGAAAUGAAUUACACAUUAACAGUUAGUAAACGGGAAUACAAAAAUUUAACUCUACCAAAAAUGAAGCCAAAACAGGACUACAUCAGAGUAACACUUCGUGCAGCACCGAACGAUUAUUUCCGUGGUUUUUUCGUACAAGCAACAAGAAAUGGUUUUCCAUUGGAAGCCAUCAACAGACCUGCUUAUGGAACAUUUUUACCUUUAGAUGAAAACUCACAGGCAAGGAGAUGCCGAUCUGCAGUAGGCGGGGUUGGUGGAAUCACACACACAAACAACAGAGAUAAAAAUACGGUUUCAUUCGAUUGGUAUCCACCUGCAAGCUGCAAUUUAGGAAAUGUUCAAUUUGUCGCCACAGUUGUAAAACAAUACAAUGAAUAUUGGGUAGAUGUACGCUCGCCGAAUGUAACAGGAAUCGGAUUUCAAGGACAGCGAGGAAUUUUGUGCCAGCUUUACAACGAUCCAUUUAACACAGGAAUCCAACAGGAAGUCAUCAGAUUACUGCAGCAGCAGCAGCAACAACAACAACAACAACAACAACAACAACAACAACCACAACAACAACAACCACAACGCACAGCUGGAUAAUUGAUUGAUCAAAAUGAGGACUAAAGAUGUAUAGGAAAUUUGGCAAACAAAUAACGAUUGCGUUUUAAAGACAUACUACAUAGAUUAAAACGGAUUAGAAUAUUGGUUAUUUAAUUGUAAUGAAUGCUAAAAUUGCUUACAGAUGAAUCAGUGCUUUUAAACUUGAUCUGAAAAAGAACAUUUAAAAUAUGUUCAUGUUGAUUCUGUAUAAUAGGAAUUUAUUAAAAAAAUAUAUUAAAGUAAUGAACACUUUAGACAAAAACGGCCAAUACGAUGUACGUGCGGAACCCUGAUUUUUUUUUUCUUUUUAAAAAAAAAACAACAUUUUUUUUCUAUAUAAAAGUUCUACCAAAUAUGCUACUUAUAUGCAAUCUCCACAAAUCUCUGAUGAAAUUCUGUAAUCACCAUUUUGUACUUGCAUCCGGAUCACGUGGUCAAAAUUACAUCCUCGUCUGUUUGGUGAUAACACUUGGUCAAUUACGGUACGGGUGCAAUGACUAAAGUUUAUUUUAAUGACGCAGUUUUUAUAUUUAUGAAGUAUAUUAUUGGAAAUGACGAGUCUUGUUAGGCAGGGUAUUAUAUUUGUUUAAGUUUUAACAGUACAAUUAUACUUAUUUGUGUUUCAAUAAACGCAAUUUUAGGUUGAAAAAAAAAAUGUUUUAUAUGUAUAAAAUAAAACUUUAAACUUUUAA
This is a messenger RNA of Mytilus californianus (California mussel), 1535 nucleotides long. Its product is annotated as putative defense protein 3. The transcript has 4 exons. Bases 79 to 843 code for a protein of 254 amino acids. Gene Ontology annotation, molecular function: oxidoreductase activity, acting on metal ions. The record is from RefSeq and is a predicted model, not a curated record. Lineage: Eukaryota; Metazoa; Mollusca; Bivalvia; Mytilida; Mytilidae.